Prorocentrum cordatum is the source of this 1389-nucleotide messenger RNA. The record is from the annotation of a GenBank genome assembly. Lineage: Eukaryota; Dinophyceae; Prorocentrales; Prorocentraceae.
GGGGGUAGUGCGGCCAAGGACCCAGUCGAAGGCGCUCUCAUGCCCAAGUACCACAAGGCCAAGACUGAGGGGGGCCAGGAGACCCAGGACAAGCUCUUGGCCGUCUGUCCAUCACUUGCGGAUUCGUGGAAACCACCGCCUGAGGCCACGCCAGAGGAGCGCCUGGCCCAGAAGGCGCAGCUGCUGCGCCAACUCCAGGCUCAGCAGGGACGGCUCAAGAAGCAGCUUGUCCAGGCGGCCCAGUCAUUCAAAGACUUGCAGGACAAACUCAACGUCAACAUCGAUGACUGCCUGGCAACGCAGAAGACGAUCGAUGAGCUCGUGGGCAAGGCCAAGACGGCAGCGCCGCAGUCGGAGGCACGCCAGGCUCAGCAGGCACGGCAAGCAGAAGAAGAAGAUUUCCCAGAGCUCGAUGCAGGAGAGUUGGCUUCCCUCGACGAGCCGACCAGGACGACAUACAAGGAGGCCUCGGAGGCGCACAACAAGGCCCGCAGCGUGCUCAAGAGCGCCACCGAUGCAGGCAAAGCAGCACGUGAGGCAGCAGAGCGGCUCCGCAAAGUCCGUGAAUCAAUCAAGCGGCGGCGUGGAGAUGACGGCCUGGCAGCAGCAGCAGGCGACAAGACAUCCGAGGUGGAGGCCCAGCCAGCCUCCAAGGAGAGGGUCGACUUCAUUGACGCAGCGGCCAUCGAAACAUACAUCGAGCAGACGGCGGCGCUACGGGCCAUGGCAGCGGAGAUCAAGAAGCUGCGCUACAAGGGGUGGCAGUCGCAGUUCACAUGGGCUCCAGCUACACCGACGGGGAGAAGUACCUCAGGUCACGUCACGUCGGCGCACUUGCCCGACGGCACGGGGCAGAGCGUCUUCCAGAAGGAGCUGAGCGACAUCUCGAUCAUCCUCUGGCGUCUGAAGGGGGCGACGCUGGCGCUGAUCUCAGUUUACUUGGAGCGCAGAGUGGGGUUAGACGAUCCAGCCAACAUCGCCAAGAUGAUACAACUUACACGAGUGGUGAGAUCCCUGGGAGUACCAUGGAUUGCGCUGGGCGACUGGAACGUCACACCGGCAGAUAUGCAACUCUGUCCUUGGUUGAAAGCUUUCAGGGGCGAGCUUCUGAUCCCCAAUGACUGCGCCGUCACCUGCGCGACGGGCAAGGGAAGACUCAUUGAUUACGGGAUCCUCUCGCGAGACUUUCGGCCAUUUGUGAGGUUUUCCAAACCAGUGAGAGACGUGCCAUGGAGUCCUCACGUCGGGCUGCAUCUUCGGCUCCACGUGAGGCCGGCCUCGGUCAAGGUGCUGAUGCCCAUCCAGCCAGUGAAGAUCGAGAUUCACACCACGACGAUGCACAAAAAAAGGAACUCAAGCGGGCUCAACGUGAUCGUGAGAAGUAUCUGA